GGAAAUGAACUCUUGUCUUCCUCACGGCUCAUCGAUCGUACAGUGUAUGUAAAUGUAUAUAUUUCUCUCUCUAGCGAGAGAGAGAGAGAGUCGGGGGGAUUAUUAUGGCCCGAACUCCGGCGGUGGUGGUGCGGUGGUUGGUGGUGGUGGUGAUUUGCUGUUGUACGACGACUCAUCUUCUUCUUCUUCUUCCUACUGCUGAAGCUAUAUGGUUGAACCUUCCGAGUUCAGGAACAAAGUGCGUGUCGGAGGAAAUCCAGAACAACGUCGUCGUUCUGGCCGACUACGGCGUCGUCGGAGAUGAAACCCACAGUGGUGCUCUUCCCACCAUCUCUGCCUCCGUAACAUCGCCUUUUGGGAACAACCUCCACCGCCAAGAGAAUGUGACCCAUGGCCAAUUUGCAUUUACUGCUAAGGAGGCAGGCAACUAUGGGGCAUGUUUCUGGGUUGAUGGUAAUCACCAAGGAGGCCAAGAUGUACCGGUAAGUCUUGAGUGGAGAAUUGGAGUUGACGCAAAGGAUUGGGAAACAGUUGCUAGGAAAGAAAAGAUUGAGGGUGUUGAACUUGAGUUGAUGAAACUUGAAGGAGCAGUCCAAGCCAUCCAUCAGAAUUUAAUUUAUUUAAAGGACAGGGAAGCAGAGAUGAGGGAAGUCAGCGAAAGAACCAAUUCCAGAGUGGCGUGGUUCAGUAUAAUGUCCCUUGGUGUCUGCAUUGUUGUUUCGGGUCUGCAGUUGUGGCACUUGAAGAGCUUCUUUCGAAAGAAAAAACUGAUCUAGGUUUUCACUUUAUAAUCAUGUUUUUGAUAUAGUUCACCAAGAUCAUAAGGCACAAGAAAAUUGCAUUUUGAUUUUUGCUGUACCAUAUUUUUACCUUUUCUUCUCCAUUUCCCCCAUCAUCCCUGCCCUGCAUUGGGAGAGAGAGUGAUGGGAAUCGAGAGGUAAAUGGAUGAAAAAACUAUGAAAGGUUAGGACUUCAAUAUAUUUAGGAACUAGCAGUAACCCAUGAUAUACAUGGGACGACAUGAUUUAGAUUUCAUUAGGAUUUUGGUUCGGUUUUUAAGGUUGUUUAUGUAUUUAUUUAUUUUUUAAUUUCCUUAAUGGAUAAUGCUUUUAAGCCUAUACAUAGGAGCUUGUGUAUUGAAGAUUGAAUAUUGAUUGA
Molecule: messenger RNA, 1158 nt
Organism: Camellia sinensis
Lineage: Eukaryota; Viridiplantae; Streptophyta; Magnoliopsida; Ericales; Theaceae
Product: transmembrane emp24 domain-containing protein p24delta3
Source: RefSeq, a predicted model, not a curated record